AUGUUGGGAGUUUCCGUGGCUCUUUCUGCUGUGGUGGUGGGGAUAAUUGUCUACCGUAACAGAGCAAAGAGGAAUAAACGGUAUUUCAUUCAAAUGUUAAUAUCACUCAAAUUUAGAAUAUUAUGCUUUGUUGCUGAAUUGUUCCAUGAUAAAAACAUACAUGCGGAAAUAGGCGAUAUUGUUUUUAUGUAAGUGUCUGGGCAUGUCUGUCUGGUGUCGUACUCACUCCCAAGCCACAAGUGACCUUUCUUACAGGCCAAGGCAGUGUAACUCUUGACCAAAUUGUAUCAACUAGGAAGCCGUCGCUGAUUUAAGCAUUACCACAAGCCCAUGAUUAAUGACGAGAAAUUUCAUUUAUAUUUAAUUUGCACUUUGAUCCAGUGAGUCUGACAUAACUGAGCUGAUGUUGCUGGAAGUCCCACCCGAAUGGGUUACUACCAUGGAGUUACUGGGACGAGGUGCUUUUGGAAGAGUUUAUAAGAGCGUGAUGAGGAGGCUACCUGAAAAGAUGACAUCCUCCAAACCCAAGGAUCACAGUUUGGAUUCGCAUGAGGGACGUAUUGUUGCUACAAAAGUUCUACAAGGUGCGUGAAUUCAGAAUAUGACAAAAAGAUGACUUACUCUUUCAACAGACGUGUCAAUGCUAAACUGAUUUACGGGAGUGACUCUUAACAGGUUUGAAUUAUUUAAUCCGAUAGGCAGCAAAUAUUAUAUUGUGGAAAACAGCAUCUCAAUACCCCAAUCAGUAACAGGGCGAUGUACCUUAGGGGUCCAUUUUAGGUCCUUUUUUUUCCUAUGUAUAUAAUGACCUCCCUGACUGCUUGCACGCUUAUAAUACUUAAGUGUCGCCGCGGGCCUCCGCUAAAUCGAUUGUCGGAUAGACGUUUUGUAAUGAAUAUAUCAAUGUAGACAUAAAAACCUUUAGUGGGAUCAGCACAUUAAUAAGGUGUGCUCCAAGGUUAUAAGUGGUCUUAGGCAGACUCAAGAUUAUGUGUCAUUAAAUGUAUUGAAAAGUAUAUAGCGCUUUAAUCUAGCCUAUCUUUCGCUACUAUGACGCUGAAUGGGUUAACCUGAAUAUACGGGUAUUGUAGUAAAAAAUUGCAAAACAGUGCAGUCCACAUAAUUACUUCUCAGGGCUGUGACACGAUAUCCAAUUAUUAAACCAAAAUGUUAGUGCAUCCCUUCGUAAUGUGUAGAUUGGUCGUUCGGAUUCUCUUCUGUGGUCUUCCGAAAUACGUUAUUCACAGGUUUUAGGUCAGUUGAGGACUUUCUCUGAUCGUGUGUGGUUGUAAAUAUGACCACAUUACUGCUUUACCUAAAGAAUUACAUUGGCUUCCCCUGGAGCAUGAGUGGUGGAUUUUAAAUUAUUCAAGUCCGACCUAUAAUCGUCAUUUGUUUCAAACUUACAAGCUCUCAGGAGUCUACGAUCAUUAACCAUGAACUUGUUAGUGACACCCAGAUCAAGGUUAAAAUUUUAUCGCACGAUCAUGCUUUUUCGUUUUGUGGCCCUAAACUUUAGAAUGAUUCUCCAGAGCACUUACAGUGUAAAAUGGAGUUUGAAUAUUUGUUAAAGCUUUAAAAAAAACUUCUAAGCGUUAUUUUUAUUUCUUAGUCUUGUUUAACAAUUUUUCUUUUUUGUAAUGUCACGAGCUACUGCUUUCUAGUCGUUUAAGUUGAAAACAUUUAUUCUAAAGCGCCUUAGAGCUUCAUGAUGAUAAUGAUGAUUAUGACAAUGAGGACGAUGACGGUGAGCCGAAAACACUUGAUGAAAGCCAACUACAAGAGCAUAAUGGUGAUAUCCCUGUCAAUGCAGAGUCAAUGAAAAUGAGACAAUUGGAUAGAUACGUCAGAAUUACAAGUGUAUACUCAAGGAGGGGGACAUUGGGGAGUACCCAAUACCGUAAUACCGUAAGAAAAAUUGGCAAAUACUGAAAUACCGUGCCGAAAAUCGACGAUAUACCGAUACCGCAUUUAUGAUCGGUCACUGUUACUUAACGUUGUAUCCAUCUCGCGUAUUUUUUAUCUCAAGCAUGUAUACACCAGAAAUCAACCUCAGUCGCGAGAAAACGUGAGAUCGCGAAUUGAUCGGUAUAACGAUCGAAAAGCCAGGUUAUUGGAUGUCGUACUAAUUUCAUCAUAGAGUAACCGUCAGAAAUUGUGUAUUCAUUUACCGUUAAGUCUAAAGUCUUCCAAAUAUUGACCUACAUUAGACAGGAGAAGCCAAAUGAACGGUACCGCAAUACCAGGAAGGAUAUUCUUUUACCGAGUACCGUUAGCCAGAAGGAUGAAAAACCACAUACCCCAGGGCUGGAUGAUACCGCAAUACCGGACAUUAAAAUCAAAAUUACCGAAACACCGCUUGAAAAAAAGCUCAAGACCGCGAUACGGUAAACCUCCAUGUCCUCAAGGAAAGUCAUAUGACUGGAGAUGAAGUGCCUGUGGGUCGAGAAUAGGGAAGCAAUUAAUUACACAAAACGUGGCAUCUAGAAUUAAAAAGACAAGUUUCUGGACUAAAAGAUCAUCCAGUAUUACAUCAUGUUACAUGUCGUGCUUGGUGAUCGCUAGAUGAAGAGAGCUAACGGUUUUUCUUUGAGACUUUGUUUUAUCUACGUCACUUAACUUAGGGAACCAUUUUUUUUAACAAAUAGAUUUUUUUUUCUCAAGCAGAAAUUAGGAUCUGAGCUAUUGACUGUGUUUUAUUUUCAUAGGUUAAAUAUGCUUUCAUUUUAAUUAGUUCUUUUUUUCUUUACAUCUGGUUUUAGUUGUUUAAUACUAACUGAUAUCGUGUAGCCUAUACGUAGGUCACAGUUACCUGGAUUUUUCUUUAAAUGUCUUUUGUUUUUUUAGAAAAUGCCACGGAGGAGGACAAACGGCAGUUAGUUCGGGAAAUUGAGCUGAUGAAGGAAGUCGGGACACACCGUAAUAUUGUGAGCAUGCUCGGGUACUGGAUCCAAUCACCUACCAUUAUGUUAAUCAUGGAAUAUGUUCCAAACGGAGAUCUUCUUCAGUGGCUCAGAAACAAAAGGCGACAGGUAUCAUUACUUUACUUUUGUUUAAAAAAAUAUCUUCUCUCCAUUCGCAAUAGGGCUGCGUACAGGUAUUAUUUAUAGACCUCAAACUCAGACAAACAAAUUCCUCAAUUUUGUUUGUCUUUUUGUCAUUGAAAUGUCAAGUUUCUCUGACUUUUGUCAUGAAAAUAACAAAAACGGCAAAUUUCAGACAAACAUGGCAAAUUAGUCACCCUGACGUCAUUAGUAUUCUGUGCUACACUUUAAUUUCCUAAUGAACAUCGUCCUGGGCGUGUAUGUUCUUUUUCUUACAUUGUGUGGUCUCUUAAGGCAGAAGGAAAAUCCUCUAUCUCAUCACACGUCCAAACACCAUCUCCUUCAUUAAAAAUAAUAAGAGAAUGGAACUUAAUACCCUAUUCGGAAGUCCAACACCAUCUCGAGUUUUAAAAGAUCACUUAAGACGUACUUGUUUACUAAAUUCAGUAAUAACAGAUCAUUGUUUCUAUAGAUUUGUAUAUAUUGCGUUAGUUUUAAUUUUUCCCUUUUUCAAUCAUUAUGAAUAAAAUAGUUUAAUAGUUGCUUUAGUUUUAAUUUUUUCCUUUUUACUCAUUGUAAAUAUAAUAGGAUAUGUUUGUAAAUUUGUAAAUAUUUAUCAUUAAUGUUGUUUACAUGACUGUAAAGCGCCUUGAACAUAGGAUAAGAGCGCUAUAGAAAUAAAGUUAUUAUUAUUAUUAUUAUUAUUAUUAGUAAACAACUUGAUGUGAGAAUUUGUACAUGUUGCCUUUAAUUUAAGUUCUCAAAGACAGAGGUGCACUUAAAAAUGUAAAUAUCAAUGCAACCGGAUAUUCGUAUUUUUCCAAACGCGGUUUAUACAGCCAGACUGUUUAGAUGCUAUUCAUGUAUUCGGAAAACAAAGAUUGGUAAAUACACAAAAAUUUGUGUUCAACACUGAGUUAAAAAAGUCAAGCUUGCGCCGUUAGGAUCAGUUAAGGUUUCCGGGAAACUGCCCACCUAUCCCUCCCCCAAGCCAUAUUUUGCCCUAAGUGAGAAGGUAGUGUUAAUGUUGUCUUAGGGGAGGGGUAGUUGGUCAGAAAAGAAAAAAAAAAACCUUGACGUUUUGAGCGUUUCCCCCAGGGGGUACUCCCUCCCGAUAGGAUGAGGAUCUCCGUCCUUAAUUAUGGUAUCCUUGUUGCCCUUAUUGGCGCAGUGUUGCCGAUGUGAUCCUUAGAUAGGGUACCGUUAUUCUAUCAGGUAAAAUUCACGUGCGUUAAUGCCCAACACACGAGAAACAAAUCACAGAUCUGUUAAGACUGAACUUUACCCUAGAGGAGCGCGAUCUGUUUCUAUUAACUCUUAGGUUUUGUUUUUCCCUUGAACUGGGCCUCAUUUUCCUUUUUUGGGUCUUCAAUAGGAUAUCAUAUUGGUUUUCGCUUGUCUCAACUUUUCGAAAUUUUUUAGCGUUCCCCCCUCCCCCCAGGAGGGCGUUAACCUUUUCUGGUCAGAAUGAAUCACGGGAUUACUAAUGGUGGAGCUACUCUAUUGUCUGAACAUGGUAACAAGACAAGAAUAGUUUACUUCAACGAACGUUUUUCAUCCUAGUAAUUUACUUAUUUCUUUUCUCAUUUUCCCAUGUAUUCACCAAUAGUUGAGGUCCGCCAUUUGAUAAACCGUCCUUGAUUCAAGCUGACAAAGGGCUUCCACUCAAAAUGCCCGUCAGCUUUUCGAUCCACGGUCUUUCAAUGGUGACAAGAUGAGUUAUUCAAAUCAACCGAUAACACCAGAGUUUUGCUUUUCACCCUCCGUCCGACGUAGUAGAAAAGUUUCUUUUUAAAAAAGACCCUUCAAAAUAUUUUGGUGGCGAUAAUGAUUGUCCGUCCAGAGUUUCAAAACCGCCGCCCGUUUAGCUCAAUGGGGUAAGCGCCGGUCUGCUGAGCGGGAGGCCGUAGGUUCAAACCCCGGCCGGAGCAAAACUCAGGGUCUUUAAAUAACUGCGGAUAAAGUGCUGCCUUUUGGAUAACAUCUGCAAACGGUUUGACUUUCUAGCCUUCUCGGAUAAGAACGAUAAACCGUAGGCCCCGUCUCACAAGCCCUUGCACAUGUAAUAAAUCUGUGCGACGUUAAAGAGCCCACACACUCUUCGUAAAGAGUAGGGCACGUAGUGCCCGGUGUAGAGGUUUAUCUAACUUUCACACUCAUGUAUGGGGGCAUCAUUACUCAUUCCUUCAUUACUUGUAAACUGCACCUCAAGCAGUCUGACAAAGUCCCCCAAACAUUGUUGUAAAUUAUACCUGAAAAGCCCUGAGGGGAGUGGAUAAUAUGAUAAUUACACACACAUUACGCGUCCCGAAAGCCCUGUACGAGAUAUGACGUCACAAGUGACAUUAGGUCAAACCAAAUAUCAAGAAGCACACGUCGCGUCAUUGGGACUGUGUAUCUUAAAAUGUCAUAGAAAAUUAUAACAAAGCAGAAGAAAAGCUUUGUUUCUAUUGCAGUUUAAUCCAUUUGAGUUUUCCGAGGACGAUUUAAAGAAAGUUGGCCCAUACGGUAUUCUCGUCUAGAUUUUCAGUUUAACGUCGGUUAAGUAAUCUUUCAAUUCACAUGGAUUUCCUAUAAAUGGGUAAAAAUAUUUCGGCUAACCAACUGAUAGUGUUGAAAUUGUUUCUGCUGACAAAACCGUUCCAUGAUCAGACGGAAUUCAUUUCAAUAUUUUUUUGCAGCUUACAAUGAGAAAGAGUCGGCAAAGUGAUGUCGUUGAAAGGCUUAAGCUUCCUGUUCCUGAGAGGCCGAAAUUGGUGUCCAGGAACCUGCAAACAAGAGAUGUCCUGGAUGAAAACCUGAAAGAGGAGAACAGGGAAAGAAAUAAUGAAGGAAGUGGAAAAGACGGUGGUUAUCGUUCCAGCGGGACGAAGAAAAUUAAAAUCGACCUGGACGACGUUGAAAGAGGAAUUCUAAUCAACGGUGCUCCUCGAUCUGAGAUGGAACCUCUCUGCUCAAGCCUGGAAGACGAAGAUGACAAGGAGGAAGAAGAGAGUGACGAUGUCAAAGCGUCAUUGCUACAAAAUAAAGAGCGAAAGGGACCGGUUACGUCGGUGAUGGUGUUACCUUCGAUCAGUAUUGCCCAUUUCUCCAAAGAGAAAACGCUCACUUCCGCUGAGCCUUUAAGAAACGUCGAAGAAAAGAUCACCAUCGAGAAAGAAGAAGGCAGCUGUGAGGGCAAGGAAGAUGAUGAUGAAGAAGACAUUUCUGGGAAAGAAGUUCUAUGUUAUGCGUGGCAGAUUGCUAAGGGGAUGGUAAGAACUUUUUCGACCCAAGAAUGCCUUUAGCCAUUUAGUCAUCAUUUGCAAAUCACAAAAUACUGUCUCCUCCCCGUAUUUAAAAUACUUUACUACUAGUUUUUCUGUGUCUGCAAGUAUUAUGCUAUCCGGUCAAGAGACGGCAGAUUUUUCAAGCAUUCAAAUUGCUGCGUUAAUUAUAACAGGCCAUUAUAGGGCUAACUACUAUCUUGCGGAAUUUUUCGUGGAACAUAGCACACAUAAAACUGAGCCGUUUGAUUUUAAAAAAAGGUCAAAAAAGAUUUUUUUUAUAGCCCGAGAAGCCUAAAAAUCACAUGGAGCCGUCGUGAAGGUACCUAAUGAAAAAUCAGGUCUGUUCGUAUUUUCGAAAAGGUGUCUAAUGAAUACAGUCAUAUGACCUGAAUAAGGCUAAGCUAUCAGUUAUUUAAUUUGAAUCGUACAAGCCUGACAUUCAGGGACGUAGCCAGCUUUUUGGCUAGUUGUAGGCCUGGAUGACUUUCACUUCCACAUAUCCUGAAAAUUGUACGCAUGACCAGUACGCACUGACCUCACCAACACUUUGAGCUCUUGUGUUUUUUCAGCUCACUCCAACAACGCAUAAUUUAUUACAAGCGGUAGAGUGAUCAAACCAAAAAUUUGAAGGCCCGGGCCUACAGGGCUAUGGGCUGGCUACGCCCCUGAGAAAAGAAGGGAAGUAGAGGGAAGAAAAAGCAAUGGUUAAAUGUGUUUUCGGGACUGGAAGACUGAGCAGCAAGGACUUUCUAGAUAAAUACUCCCGUAAUCGGAAUCUUGGAAAGCGCAAUAAACGGUCUGCAAGUGGAACUGAUGGCUGAAGCUAAGGGAUUGCUUUUUGUAAACGGCCACCAUGAUGGUAUUUGCUAACUGUUGUAAGCUCAAUUGAUAUAUCUGGUGGCUCAGCUGUAUAUUUGGUUUUUGGGUUUAACAAAUAACACUCUCCCGGUGAUCCGCAUAACUCUGCCUCAUCCAAUAAUUGCUGUUUAUUCAUUGGUAUGAAUGAACCUUUUUUUUAACGAAAAAAAUCUAAUCUCUAAAUGAAUAAUGUUCACUGAGGUAUGCCGUUUUGGGUGACUUCGAAAUAGAAAUCAGCAGUAUAGUAAGAACCAAGAGGUUUUUUUUUUCCUUUUUCGGGCGUGGCAGUCCAAGGAGGGCUUGAUUCCUCUCACCCCAAGUCUCCCUGAAAAACAGCAUUUAAUUAAGUGUCAACCGGUGUCAAUGGGCUUUCUUUCGCGGUUGAAAAACUUAAAAACCUUAUUUUUCAGCCAUUAUUCACCCCUUCGAGUUAUCGAGGGUAAAAUUGUGAUCUAAAGGGAAACAAAAAUUACUUCGAGUUAGCGGAAGUUUCGAGUUAUCGAGGGUUCGAGUUACCGACGGUAAAUUACAGUAAAGGAAAUCCAGGGGAAAUCGAUUCUGGUUCGAGUUAGUACAAGGUUCGAGUUAGCGAGGGUUCGAGCUGGAGUCGACUGUAGUUCACCUAGCUUGUUCAACGGCUUUUUAUGCUGAAAAGUAUACGUCGCGGGGAUUUCUUGGCCAAUUCCUUAAUUUGUUUCUUGUUUUCCAACAGCUGUGACGGAAAUCCUUCCUCCAUUCUUCAUGAAUAGACCGACGAUCACUUCCUCCCGCUUUCCGGACCGUUUGCCAGGCACAGCUUGCAGUAGCCUGUUCCAGGCUCUCGAUAGUAGGGGUGGCACCGGCAAAAAUAAGACAAAAAAGCGUAAGGCACCGGCAAAAAUAUGAAAGCGUGAUCUAGGAAAAAGGGGCGCUAGUGGCAACGAUAUCCCGAUUAAACUGCUAUCCCCCUGCCGUAUCGUAAAAUCGAGCUUCCAUUUUGAUUUUAUAUUGGAAAUUUUUUGUUGAUCUAAAGGUAUCUGGUAACUAAAAAUUGUUUGAGAAAUAAUUUCGUUAUUUCUCUGCCAGGAAUACUUGGCCAGCAAAGGAUUCAUUCAUCGUGACCUGGCAGCCCGUAAUAUCCUACUUGGUGAGGACAAGGCGGUGAAGAUUGCUGAUUUUGGUUUGUUACGCCACACAAAUGAGAGUGAAGUAUACGAAGUUACGAGCGUACACAAGCUACAAAUGAAAUGGAUGGCACCUGAGGCGUUGGAAAGCGGCAUUUUUACUUUCAAGACUGACGUGUAAGUAUAUGUUAACGAGGUCACAGUGAUGCCAAGCUUAGGCUUCUUGUGAUACAGUGUGAAGUUGAGGUUUUAGAUAACAUAGACCUUGCAAUGUACUGUUUAGAACAGUCUAAAAAAAAAAAAAAAAAGAGCACAAUUUUGAUCAUGACACUGUCUACAGUAGCGGUUAUCACUCUAUCUAAAGAAAUACUCAAGUGUUUGGAAAACAUUAGCCUGUUCCAGGUGUUAAACUUGAAAAUAAGAUAUAUAAACAGAAACUUUGAGCCGAUGAGGUUAAUCUGAAACGAUUUUGGAUCCUAGAUUCCACGCUCCACAUCCCGCACUCCAGAUAUUAGAUUCCGAAUUCCAACUCAGUGUAUUCCAGCUUUCAAAAGGCCCAGAUUCCAGAAUUUCAUAGUUAGCAGGAUUCCGGAUCCCAAAGUCCAUGACUCCAAACAAAAAUUUUCUGGAUUACCAUCCAUGGGGCGAGAUAAACAGAAAACAUAAAUUGAUAUUUUGAUAAACAAAAUUGAUAUUUCUAUGAAGUUAAUUCUUGCUAGUUCUUUAUCUGCUUCCUUUUACUCCAGGUGGUCUUUUGGAGUUGUUUUGUGGGAACUAGCCACCAUGGGUAAGCUACUUUUAUAAAUCUUUUUAUACUGAUGCUGGUAGAAUAAUACUCUAGUCAUUUUCCUAUACCCGAGGGAAUUGAGAGUAAUCCCCAAUGACAGUAGUUAGGGAAAAGCUGACUGUUCAGUUUUAGGAUAGCAGUCACGGGAGAAUCGAACCGUUUUAUAAAAGAAGCCAUUCUUGCAUACCUUCGUGAUUGCUAAACAACUACAAAAAGUAAUAGGCUAACUUCCGCCGCUCUCCCAGCCGUCUUUACCGGGGAGGAGCGCAGGCUCAUAAUAAUCCAGCCUAUAAGUCAUACCCUUAACCACAACUUGACCUGAUAUCACGUGUCACUUGGCGAAAUGAAUACUCAGUAAUGCUAAACUUGUACAUAGAAGAUAUUACACGGUAGCGCGAAGAUAUGAAUUUUAUUUUCGAGUGCCAAAACAAUAUUUUACGAACGAGCGCAGCGAGUGAGUAAAAUGUCGUUUUUUCCACGAUAAAAUAAAAUUCAUAUCUUCAAGCCGCCGUGUAAUGUUAUUUUCAUUAUAUAGACAAAAAGACAUCGAUAAAAUAAUAGCGGGAAAUGACCGAAAUUACGUCAUCGAUAAACUCACGUGUGAGAUUAUGGAAAACAAACCACUCGUGUCCCGGAUGUAGCUUUUAUGAAUUUUACGAGUGGUAUAUUUUCCAGUAAAACACUCGUGUCUAUAUAAUAAAUUAAGUUAUUUUAAUCCCUCCUGGAGAUUGGUAAAUUGAUAAUACACAAUGGUCAUUGAACUGAGUGGAGAGCAAUUUGGUCUGAAAUCAUACGCGCUAUUUCACGCGCGAGUUCGAUUUGAGAUCAGAAGUAUGACUUAAGACUAAAAUUGCACGACACGAAGUGAAAUUAUCACUUUAUUACAGCCAUUUUGAAAUGGCAGAAUUCAAUCUGUACCAGCAGUGAUUGGCCGUGGCACUAGAUAAGUUAGCUCGUUAUAAUUAUCCCCCAUACUCGUUUCUGAAGCCAUGCUAAGAGAUGCUUUAAGUGAUGUGAAUGAAGUUAUUCGAGUGGCAGGUCAUCUCAUUAAGACAGUGCGCUUUGCUGAUGAUCAAGCAACCUUAGCCACUUCAGUUAAAGGUCUGCAACUUAUGACGGGUAAAAUGCUGGAAAGCGCGGGGGAAUAUGAUAUGAAGAUCAAUGUUAAGAAGACUAAGGCGAAGAAAAUCAGUAAGAGGCCCGGUGAGGAAUUUACGAUCUUUCUUGAGGGUAAUCAAUUAAGUCAAGAAUCGUCUCACCUUAACUACCUUGGGAGCCUUAUUACACAGAAUGGAUCCUGUGAAAAAUAAAUUAGGUCUAGAAUAGCCCAAAAACGCGUUUACUAAGAAAAAAGAACUGCUGACAAAAGCCUUCAGCGCGCUAGCCUUUGCCUGAAGAAGAGAAUUAUAAAGACUGUCAUCUGGGGUACUCUUCUGAAUGGAGUCGAAUGAUAGACCUUAAAGAAAGAGGACGUGCGAAGGCUGGAGAGCUGUGGGAUGUGGCUUUGGAGAAAGGUUUUAAAUAUAACUUGGUCUGACAAAAUCUGUAACGAAGAAGUACCGAGGCGUGUCGGUGAGGAGAGGGCCAUCAUAUCUGUUAUUAACAGAAGACAGAGAAGCUGGCUUGGUCAUACCCUGCGACAUGGUGAUCAUGUCCCAUUAGUUAUUGAGGGAGGAAUACCAGGAAAGAGACCACCUGGGAGACUUCCAUCGGGAAUACUGGCUAGAGUGAAGGAUGGCAGCUCUUAAUUAGCGGUCAAGAGGCGUGCCUUAGAUCGAGAACCAUAGGGAAGGAUUUACCUGUGGGCAGAUCCAAUAGCCUGCUGAAAAACGGAAACAAAAGGGCUUUUACAGCUAAUUUUGUUUUCGAAACAGAAAUGAUGCGAUAUAAAGCAAGGUGUGUCGGUGCGACGUGGUUUAGAACAUAAAUAACUCGAUUUAUAAUUAACAGAUGUGUUUGUGUGAUUCGUAAAUAAAUCACUCUGCUGAGAGCAAUCAGAUUGCAGGGAUCGCCAGCGAUUUCAAAAUGAAAAAUUAGAAAAGCCUGAUAAUCUUUGAUAAGACAGCAUUGAUCUUUAUUUUGUUAUUUUAGGGGGUACUCCAUACCCUGGGAUAACCCCUUUGAGGCUAUGCAGUUUGCUUAACUCUGGAUAUCGGAUGGAGAAACCUAACACGUGCAGCGAUGAAAUGUAAGUCAGAAUAGAAAUAAUAAAAGACGUCCGAGAAGAGGACACGAUGAAGAAAUACUUACAUAGUCCUUAAAACAGUUUUUUUUUUUUCUAAAAUUGUCAGCCUUUUCAAAGGAGUGGAAACUGCAGCUCGCCUCUUUCCUUUACGUUGCACCAUUCUAAAAAGAGCCUAUAGAACAUAUUAAGUGUCUUCGAUAUUCAAAGUAAAUAGAGACAUAUCUUUGUGUAGUGGUAUUUUAAACUACGGCUUCCUUUCUCAACAGAUACAAAUUGAUGAUGGACUGCUGGAAGGAGGAUCCAAAUGAACGACCCUCAUUCAUUCAACUAAUCCCGAUACUAGAAGAGAUGAUGACAGAAGAUACCCCUUACUAUUAUUUCAGACUACUGGAUCAGAACCAGCCAUGUUACCGUGAGGCAUCCGCUACUAACACCAGUAACAUUAGUACUCUUGAUACCGCCCACAAGCUGUAA
Porites evermanni is the source of this 11720-nucleotide messenger RNA. Lineage: Eukaryota; Metazoa; Cnidaria; Anthozoa; Scleractinia; Poritidae. The record is from the annotation of a GenBank genome assembly.